AGGAUCGAGCGCGUCGCGUUUUCCUUUCUCUGUCGUGUUAGCAUUCAGUAGCCUGUAUAAGGAUCCACCUGCACUGUGUCUCCCCCUCCCGGUCGCACCCCUAAGUUGCUGCUCCUGAUCCGUGAUAGGGGGUGGGGGCAUUCCUUGCUACAGGAUUUUCUUGAAUGAACGUGUCGAGAAUUGCAGCAAAUCCGAGUGACAGGAAGUCGGGAAAAUCGCAACUGGGGUAAGCAAUGUGUGCGGGAAUCCUGCAGGAUUCGGCAAUUCGGAUUCCGAACGAUCGGUGAAGGGAAGCCGUGCCCUGCACCCCUGCACAAAAAUCCUUACUCGGACAUCGAACAGAAAAACAUUGCCAUAUCGUCGCAUCCUCGGGUGAGAAAAUUGCUGUCGUAGUCGCCAUCGUCGGCGUCGCAGGUGUCGGGGAGUGAAAUUUAGGCCAUGCCAUGCCGCAAUCCAUCUGCUGCAGGUGGAUGCAAUCAUUUUCCGUAGUGUCCGAUUUGCCUUUGAAGAUGGCUCACUGAAGUGGAUAUUCUUUGACGAGUGAAUGAAGUGAGUGAAAAUCCGCUACCCAACAACUGCUCGAAAAAAAGCAAACGAGUUAUCCUUUCUUACUCAGUUCAGAAAGGGGGGCGGUGUGGGUGGUUUGUGUCCUUUUGCCCGCCCUCUGCACACGCGAAAAGCAGCAAAGGGGUAUUCAUGGUGGGUGCCCAGUACGUGUGAAUCCAUCGCAGAUUGGAGAUAGUGCCGUGAUUGAAAAGUGGUGUUCAAAAGGAAUCCUUUCGCUGUUUCCGUGUGCACGUCCUUCGCAAAUGGUGAAAUAUUAAUGAAUGAAAGGUGGAUGAAAUGGGGCCCGGUGAACGCGAGCGUGGAAAGUUUCCCUCGUACUUCCGGUUUCGGGGGCGGCUUUUGUGACCUAGUUUCGGUCUGGCGGGCGGCCGGAGGCGUUCGGAGAGUGCUGAUUUAUAUGCGGCAUUAUCAUAAGAGUGGUCCGAGCAAGUGCGGAUAGGUGAAUGGCCAUUAGAAGAAUGCAAAUAUCGGUGUGGUGGCGUUGGUGACCUUUGCGAAGUGUUGUUUGGUGUUUGCGGUGAUUUCUAUGAUUAAGCAUAAGACAUGAAUCAUCUACAGUUCAUCGAGCGAGCUGAGUGAUUCCAAAUUUGUGUAGUGUUUAUCAGUUGUAAGAUUUAUUACGAGUGUAAUCAAAGCCUCAACAAACGAACUUUGGAAUCUAAGUGAAAACAGUAACUUGGCGGCAUCAGUCGUGAUUGAAGCAGGUAUUCACUUUAAAAAAAAAGUGUAUAUUUUCUGUGUAACCUCGCUUACACAAUCGAUCAGUUCAGUAUCACAAGAAACAGGAUGUCAAAUCCAUUCGGAGAAACCGACAAGAAUGGGAUUUACCGGGCCAAUAAGCCACUCUAAUAGGAAAGCUCCAAUCAACGACCAUCCUUUUCCAAUUUUCUGACGAAUUCCAGAAAUAACAGUGGAAGAGGGCAAAAAAAAACUCGUCCAAUAAACGGUAACAUGUGAGAACCAUCAAUUGUACACGGUGGAACGUGAUGGCCUAUUUCGCGGCAGGAAGCACCAUCAAUUGCAGUGGUACUCGCGUCGGGUUAAAUAUAGCGUCAAAGGCGAAGGAGACUUCCGAUUACUACUGAAGGAUUUGAGAAGAAGUUUGGGAGUUAUGUGAAUAUGUUGUUUUCAUGAAAGUAAGUGUGUUGGAGGAAGAUAGUGAUAUAGUAGAGUGCGCUCAUUUUAUAUUACUCGAAGUAAGUGAAGAAAUGGUUUGGAACAUGAUAUUUCAAUAGAAGAAACAAAUCUAAAAGAUGCCUGGUAUCGUAGUGUUCCGUCGACGGUGGUCGGUCGGGUCAGACGACCUCGUGGUACCGGGAUUAUUUCUUUUCGUCAUCCACUUGAUAUGGUUGACGGUACUGGCUGUGGUAACCGGAGUGUUCCAGUACGAUAGAUCCGUACGAUGCAUAGAAUUGCUAUGGUUCUUUCAAAUUGGUUACAUUACCAUUUUAUGUUGUUGCAUUUUGUUGGAGGUCGCUAUCUGCAUUGUUUCGAUGCGGGGUAGCAUCCUGGACAUGGAGCCUCGGGCUAUUAUGCCUCACCUAUUGUACACCCGGGUUCUGGUAAUGCUCGUAGACCUAACCUGGCUGAUCCUGGGUAUCGUAUGGCUUAAAGAUCACUACCUCGAAUGUCCGAUUCAAGAGCCCAAAGAAACCAUGAUCGCAGUUAUCAUCUGCAACCUGCUGGUGAUCUUCAGCAUGUUCACCACGAUUUGGUGCACGUUCGACCCGGCCGGGCGAUCCUGGGUCAAGAUGAAAAAGUACCAACGAUCGAUGCGAGAGUCGGAGUCUCGUUUCAACUACAAACGCAGCGGCAGCCGGAGUCGAAACUGGCGCCAACGAAAGGUGAUACGAGCCUAUCAGGACAGCUGGGACCACCGGUGUAGACUUCUGUUCUGCUGCAUGGGCAACAGUGAUCGCAGUAGGAACUCAUUCACCGAUAUCGCUCGACUAUUGAGUGACUUUUUCCGCGAUCUAGAUGUGGUACCGUCAGAUGUGGUUGCAGGCCUAGUGCUACUCAGGAAGUUCCAGAAACUGGAACGGGAAGCCGUUGUGCGACAGCGCAAAAAUGGUACCUACGAGUUCCUAUCCGGAGUUCCCAUAACCGCAAAUACUCAGUUUUUGGCAUUGAACGAUUCCAAAGACUAUGACCACUUUCAGACUGUGAUCCGCUACAUGUAUUUUGCGCAAGGUGCCUACGGGUGGCCAAUGUUCCUAAUGAGUCACUCCGGCACAGGAGUCUGCCAGCUUGGGUCCGAGCUGACGUGCUGUUUAUCCUGCUGCCGGCGGAAAUCCAGUGUUGAUGUGGUGGAGGACAAUUGUUGUUUAUGUAACUAUGCCGCCCUUAAGAAGAUGCUGAAGAUCGGAGAGGUCGAAGUCAUCUACGCCACAUACCACGUAGACAUCGGUGAAACGCCUUUCUUCGUUGCCAUAGACUACACCCACAGCAAGAUUGUGGUAAGCAUACGGGGGACCCUUAGCAUGAAGGACGUCCUGACGGAUCUGAAUGCCGAGGGCGACUGCCUUCCGCUGAAUCCUCCCCGAGAGGAUUGGUUGGGUCACAAAGGUAUGGUCCAGGCGGCAAUCUACAUCAAAAACAAACUUGAGGAGGAGAAUCUCAUCCAACGGGCUCAAGAGCAUAAUCCUAGUCGGGGAACUCCGGACUUUGGGUUGGUGCUGGUGGGACACUCGCUUGGUGCCGGCACGGCUGCCAUUUUGGCAAUUCUUAUGAAGCAGCAGUAUGAUGAUCUGCACUGCUACAGCUACUCACCGCCAGGUGGCUUGUUAAGCAUGCCUGCGGUCGAAUACAGCAAAUCCUUCAUCACCUCGGUCGUGGUCGGGAAGGACGUCGUUCCACGGAUAGGGCUCCAUCAAAUGGAAGCCCUUCGAGCGGAUCUUAUCAACGCCAUCCAGCGGAGCAUAGAUCCCAAGUGGAAGACGAUAGCCUGUUCGGUUAUUUGCUGCUGUUGCGGCCCAGAGCCGACUUCCGUGACCAUGAUGUCCACCAAGGAGGAGAACGUCACGCGUUACGAGCAGGACCGGAACAGUGCUCGCCAGAGCACGGUGCAUCCCAACGACAACUCCAUAGCCCUGACGCUGCAUCAUCCCCUUUACCCACCGGGACGGAUCAUUCACAUCGUACGGCACCAUCCCAGUCAGGACGAACACAAGUACGAUCAGGGUUGGAGCAGACAGAUGCUGAAGAAACGAGAACCCGUCUACCAGGCCAUCUGGGCCGACAACACCGCCUUCGACGAGGUGCUCAUCUCGCCGGUGAUGGUGCAGGACCACAUGCCGGACAAGGUGCUGGCUGCACUGAACAAGGUUAUAACCACGGUUGGCCCCCGUAAACCCCAACGUCAGUCAUCGAACGCCAACUCAUCAAUCGCUUCGGAAGCCAUCGAAGCCCUACUACACCCAGACGGCCAUUAUCAGUUCACCAAUCAUACCGGCAACAACUGUGCUCUCAACGGGCCGGAGCCAUCGUUGGUGGCUCUGCAAAACCCAGCAUCACCUUCGGUACCGCACAAGAUUUGUUUGGAAACUUCUUUCACCAGCCUCCAAUCUCCACAGGACCACUAUUCACCCAGCAAGGCUUCAUCUAUCGCGGGCGGUAGCGUCCUGGGUGUGCGCAGCCAACUGUCCAGUGUGGUAGACGACAGUGGCAUCCCAAAAAGCAUGUCCGGACCGAGCGAAGCCACCACCGUUAUCUUCAAUGACCCCAACCACCAGAAUAACACGCAGCACCGUGCUCCCAGUUCCGCUAGCAAUACUGUACGGACAGUUGCCUUCAAUACUUCGCCGAACGUGAUACGGAAUGGAGGCCAACCUAGCCCGGCCAACCCUCAGAAAAAAUCCAUGAGUCUUUCGUGGAACGGAACUCGGCAGAACUCUUGUGAGAUCAAAAAGAUCGACCUGAUCCACGACGACUGGUUCGGGUUGGCUCCACUGGCAAGUCCGGAGUCACUAUCCGAGCUGUCCAGUAUCAGUUCGCGGGCAAGCUUUGGAGUAAACCUGGCGUCCAGUAUUGAUCGGUACCUGGAGAAGAUCACCGAAAGCAAGGAAGGGGUUGAACGAAAAGGAGACGGUACAGAUCCUUUACUCGAAUCACAGCUUCACACUCCAAAAAUAAUGCGAAGAACGCCAAAAGUAAGCGGAAACCUGGCUCUCUGUGCGGAAGACGUUAAAACGAUAAACAGCUACAAACGGAUGGGCAAAAUAUUCGUACUGAACCGAGCGCCAUCCGACAGUGACUCCACCAUCGACAGCUACGAAUCGGCCCAUAACGUGAUCGUCCUGGACAGAAACGGAAUCAUCGGUGCAGAAGAAUUGGCCAUUGGGGGUACGUCACCUAUCAAAGAGAACUCGAAAUCGGCAGAUAACAUUGACGAGUUGAACACCCGGCAAGCGGCAUCGGGAAACACAUCCACCACCGGUGCCUCCGCAACCAAGAAGACCUCAUUCACGGUAAGCGAUAGCGCUAUACCGCAGGAAUGUGCCUCGAACUGUCCAUCAUGCCCAUGUCGAAGAUCUCCGGGUGGGCCAUGCUGUCAAAAGUUCAACCAUCGCGAAUGCUACAACUACAAGUACACCUCGUUCAACAUCUUCAAAUUCAACAACAACCGGGACAGCAAGACUACCAGCUCGAGCGACACUUACCAUAGUGCUAAGUCUUCGCUGACCGGCGACCUCGACCACACUGGUUCCAGUACAAAUAAUUACCAAUCUAGCAGCAGUAGUAGUAGCAGUAGAACGCUCCAGAAUACCAGCCUAAAGCCAGGAGUUCUCGAGUCGCACUUCCCUGUCUAUCAGGAAACAGCUUCAGAGGAGCGUCUCUCGUUGCUUACCAAUAUCAAAGAGAGCAGUCCAGCUCGGAUAUCUGCUACAGGCACGACAAUAACCAAUAGAAAGAUAAACGUGAAAGGUCAAUCAGCGAACAAUAAGCGUCACAACGAGGAAGAUUUGAAUGUGUUUGCUCGUAACGAGUCACUUCCCCUUCUGGCGAACCUCGUGGAGAAGUCUUCGCCAACCAAACACCUUCGCAAAAAACAUUCCGUCUAUCCCAGUGAGGCAGGUCACCCGAUUGCCACAGCAGGUUUCAGCGCGGGCAGUAGUAACGGCCGCGGCAGCAUCGCCACCAUCCAUUCGUCUUCGUCCUACUCAUCUGUCACUUCCUCACCUAGUCGGUAUCCCAAGAGCGAAAGCAACGUAUGAGACCGGAAUCCAAGCUCCGAAACGCUAGUCUAACAGACGGAACGAUCACCUUUUUCCAAAACUUCCUCUAAUUAGAAUCUCUUUACUCUCUUACGGCCUCUCAGACUUUUUUCAACUCUAGUCUACGGUUCCUUUUCUUGUUCCCCUUCUUUGUACGAAACUGUUUCUACCAAAUGUUCAACGAGCCUCCGCUUAAUUCAUGAAUUUUUAUCAAAAAGAACAUCGAUUUCCUGAAACGAAUGUUUCCCAUUGACAAAUCCUUCAUUAGUGUAGCGCUCGCUAGAAGUUCAACUGUUUAGCGGCAUCAAACCACUCCAAGGGAAGCACAUAUACAAAUCGAUGAAUCGGAACAAUGUUCCUUGAGGCCGCAAUUCUAGUCAAAUCAGUUACAUCCAAUGUGCCAAAUAGAACAACAACAAAACGGCAUUUACUCUUCUCAGUUAGUCAGUUAGUAGGGGAAUCAGAAAAAGUCAAUUUUACUAUACAAGAAAAAACACUGUUAGAAAGUAACGAAUUGUGCGUGUAAAACUAAGUAAGGAAGAGAAAGAUUUUUUUCAGAAUUAGACAGGUGUUGAAGUUUUCUAAAUUUAGAGAAUAUACAAAAGUCCCUUCGAGAAAUAUAUCCAACAAAGCAGAAAAUAAUCUUAACUAGAAACAAGCUAAAAUAACUUAUAAAUAGUUGAAUCAUGCGGUUUAGAAUUUUUACAAUUUCCAUUUCAACCAAACAGAAACUUUUAAACAGUAAAAUUUGUUACUAAACAGAAAUUAUCAAUAGAAUACCAACUAAUGAAAAAUAGUUGCAAAGAAGUCACGGUGUUUAGCAAAACGAGAGAAUCUAAAUAUUCUAAAUUUUUGUACAUAUAAGCAUUCCUGCUUUGAGAGAGAAAUCGGCAAAAUGGAAAAUAAAUGAAACGUUAGCAGGAACGCUUUUCACACGACAGACAUGGAAACAAUAACGUGAGCAAAAACUAAUGAACCGCAGACAACAAAAACCCAGUUUGUGAAGUGGAAAGUAUAGCAAAUACCAUCUGAACAAAAUCCAACAAAUCAAAGUGAAAGACAACUCUAGUGAAAGUGUCCAACAAAUGGAAACUUCUUCGAAUGUUUCAAGAUGAAUGACUCAAUUAAAUCGCAUUAAGCAAAAAACUGAUGGACAAAAUCCAUCUCCUGAAAGGCAUUUUCAAAUUUUAAAAACAUCAGACCUAAACUCAAGUAAUGUAAACUUCUUAAACUCAAGAAAAUAAUCAUUGAUCAGCUACCGGGCGGUUAGAAAGUAUGGAACAUUAUUACCUAUAUAUUUAGAGAAUAUAUUUGUUAGUUGGCUGAAUGGAAGCUCUGCGACAGCGACGAACGGACUGAACUCGAUGCGGUGUGGAAAAAUUAAAAUAAAUGAAUAAAUGGAAAGGGAAUAAAAGUUCUAAUCAAAGUUGGUCACGUUCAGAUUGGCUGUUUUA
Molecule: messenger RNA, 7234 nt
Organism: Armigeres subalbatus
Lineage: Eukaryota; Metazoa; Arthropoda; Insecta; Diptera; Culicidae
Gene: inaE
Product: diacylglycerol lipase-alpha
Exons: 12
Coding region: 1821-5780 (1319 amino acids)
Biological process (GO): diacylglycerol catabolic process; arachidonate metabolic process
Cellular component (GO): postsynaptic membrane; dendrite membrane; cytoplasm
Molecular function (GO): lipoprotein lipase activity
Source: RefSeq, a predicted model, not a curated record